This is a messenger RNA of Daldinia vernicosa, 2211 nucleotides long. RefSeq names its product heterokaryon incompatibility protein-domain-containing protein. The transcript has 2 exons. The record is from RefSeq and is a predicted model, not a curated record. NCBI's taxonomy places the organism in Eukaryota, Fungi, Ascomycota, Sordariomycetes, Xylariales, Hypoxylaceae. The coding region runs from base 145 to 1998 and encodes 617 amino acids.
GCUAACUAUACCGAAUACACCGAAAUCAAGAUUUAAACCAGGUUGAAAUCGCUCAUUAAGAGGUCAGUUCCCGUAGAAUGGGCGAAGUAGUUGAAAUGGCAUUUGAGCUGGUUAACCCCCCUUUUUCUUUAUUUUCUUGUGGCUAUGGCUAGCAUUUAUCGUCAAGUUCCACUCAGUUCUCCUAAUAGCAUCAGGCUCUUGAAAUUAUUUCCUGCGUCUUCGAUCAAGGCACCCGUGAAUUUUGAAUUACUAGAAGCUACGCUUGAUCAAUGCCCCCCUUUUAAGGCCAUAUCCUAUUCUUGGGACGGACAGCGACCUACGGAAAAAGCAUUUUGCCUAGGAGAGUCCAUUCUCGUCACUCUAAAUUGCAACAAUAUACUUCGAUACUUAGCUACAACUAAUAGCAAGCCUUCGUUAGUAUGGAUCGAUGCCAUCUGUAUCAACCAGUCCCCAGCGGCGGUAAUCGAACGCAACCAACAAGUGAGCAUAAUGGGAGACAUCUAUACCGCCGCUGAUGAGGUCGUCGUGUGGCUCGGGUCUACGAUAAAGCCGUCCUGGGAGAGUACAUUUAAGGACCUUUCCAGGUUCGCCGAUGCAUGUCUUGGUUCCAGGAGCGAAAAAUACUCGGAUAAACUCCUUGUAUUAGCUAGCAAGAUAGAUACCAGGACCCUCAACGAUAUGUUCUGGGGAGUGACAUGGUUUAGUCGCGUCUGGGUAGUCCAAGAAGUUGCUCUGAGCCGGAAAGCAACCUUCAUAUAUGGCCAAGCUUUACUAGUUUACUUCAACCUGAUAAAGUCCUGGUCAGACUUAUACAGCACGCACAAAAACGUUGGUCUUGUACAAAACCUACACCAGACCCUUUAUAACGGCUUCGGCACGCACAUCGUCUCUCUACAGGGUCCGAGGCGAGCAGUUGCCAUCACUGAAGAAUACGACAGCAUAGAAGAGCUCUUCCGCCAAGCAAGCAGGCUUCUAGCUACCGAGCCUCGAGAUAAAGUAUAUGGGCUUCGCGGAUUGCUGGUCAGUUACGGCAUCUCGCUCCCAGCAGCGGACUACCAGAAGCCUUUGGAAAUCAUAUACAUGGAGACCGUCAAAGCUUUAAUGGAUUUUACAGGCUCUCUAAAUCUAGAAAGUUGCUAUUACGUAUCGGACAGUUGGCCAUCCUGGGUCCCAAACUGGGCAACCUCGGUACCAUGUUCAACACCGAAGGGAGAUUAUCAUGCCGCUGGACAUUCAACCGCCAGCUUCAGCUUUGUCAAUCUCCCCGGUGGCUCCCAAGCACUGCAAGUUUCUGCCAUAAUCACCGGAGACGUCUCUUCAUCCCUUGGGACAUGUCUACUAGGCCGUUAUCGCACCGCGGAGGCUUUGAAAAACGACGAUAUAUUACUACGGAUCGAAGAAGAAAUAGCCCCAGACUGGAAAUACAAGCGAUUACAGAAAGGCGAUGGCAUUGAAAAUUUUCUCGCGGUUUAUAAUAUCCGCGUCUUACGACAAGCUCUCGAGUACAUGAAGAAAGCUUCUAACAGCCUAGACGAGUGGAAAAACGACCUGUAUGAAAUAGUCUCUAACCAGGCAUUAGUAGACGCAAAAUUAGACCUAAAUGAGUCCUUCCAUCAAUGGCUUGAACUCCUCACCACCCUACCAGCCAAGCCUCUACCAGCCUAUGAGCUAUCAAGUAUCGACGAAGCCCCUGAGAUGGAAGUAUACAACCGAAUCUCAGCAAACGACAACGUCUCCGAGCUACACGAGCUAUUCACCGCGUCUUCGUAUUAUUGGACCUUCUUCAGAACGGACUCAGGAGCAUUUGGAGCAGGUGCGCAUGCUAUCGCAGCCGGGGAUAAGGUUGCUAUUAUGGCUGGCGGGUGUGUUCCAAUGGUGAUCAGACACGUACACGGAGGCCAGUACCGGAUUAUAUCUCCUGUCUACAUUUGUGGCAUUAUGCAAGGUGAAGCUUGGCCGGUUAAUUUGAGUAGUCUGAAGGAUAUUGUUAUUGUUUAGGGAUAGGCAAGAAGAGAAAGGCUUGGGAAUAUGAACAUGAAUGAGACAUUGCAAGGAUAGACGGAUAUACGGUUUUACGGAUUGAGCCAUGAAUAUCUGGGAAUAUCGAUAUUCAAGUUCUAGUUAAUACGUCCCUAGGCCAUAUUAGCAAGUUAAGAAUAAUGGCCUUUUGGUUCAAUCCAUUGAUGUAAAUUUUUAUUCUUCAGGCUAAGA